This is a messenger RNA of Monoraphidium neglectum, 585 nucleotides long. RefSeq lists its product as hypothetical. Lineage: Eukaryota; Viridiplantae; Chlorophyta; Chlorophyceae; Sphaeropleales; Selenastraceae. Gene Ontology annotation, biological process: protein dephosphorylation. The coding region runs from base 1 to 585 and encodes 194 amino acids. Gene Ontology annotation, cellular component: cytosol; nucleus. Gene Ontology annotation, molecular function: protein serine/threonine phosphatase activity. The transcript is spliced from 4 exons. The record is from RefSeq and is a predicted model, not a curated record.
AUGGGCGCGACGGCGGUGGUGGCGCUGCUGAGCGGGCGCAGGGUCUACGUCGCGCACUGCGGCGACUCGCGCGCCGUGCUGGGGCGCGGCGGCGGCGCCGUCACCCUGACCAGCGACCACAAGGCGUCGCGCCCCGACGAGGUUGCACGCGUGCAGGCCGCUGGCGGGCAGCUGUGGUUUGGCCGCGUUAUGGGUGAGCUGGCGGUCAGCCGCGCCAUAGGGGACCACUGCCUCAGGCCCUACGUUAUUGCACUGCCAGAGGUGUCCAUAGUCGAGCGCUGCCCCGACGACGAAUGCCUCGUCCUCGCCAGCGACGGCCUGUGGGACGUCUUUGGCAGCUCCGACGCAGCUGCCCUCGCCCUCUCCCGCCUCCAGUCCGCCGCCGCCGAGGGCCUCUGCGGCGCGGCGGCCGCGCGCGCGGCGGCGGGCGCGCUGGUCAAGGCCGCGCUCGAGAGGGGGUCUCGCGACAACAUUACGGCGCUGGUGGUUGAUUUGAGGCCCCGGCCGGCCGCGGCGGGCGCCGACGACGGGCGCCCCGGCGGGGGGCGCGCGGGCGUGAAAGACCUGGCGGCGCCGAAAGCAUGA